This is a messenger RNA of Electrophorus electricus (electric eel), 4660 nucleotides long. RefSeq names its product NACHT, LRR and PYD domains-containing protein 12-like. Gene Ontology annotation, molecular function: protein binding. NCBI's taxonomy places the organism in Eukaryota, Metazoa, Chordata, Actinopteri, Gymnotiformes, Gymnotidae. The record is from RefSeq and is a predicted model, not a curated record.
UCGAAACUUGAAGGAUCAUGAAGCGGCGUUGGUCAUGUAGGAAUACCACCUACACGUAACUGUUAUUGACACGAAUGGUUGAAAAUAGCCUACUUCGAGUAAACGCGUUAUCAUUAUCCCGUUUUAAUCCCGGGUCGGUAUGCAGUAAACGGUGUCGAGCAACGCUUUGAACUCGGAAGUCAUCGAUUCGUUGGGAGUUCAAUGUGCUGAUUCCGACUGGUAGCGUUUUGAGUUCGCUUUAGUCUUCUUCUAGUCCAACUGUGUGAGGAAGAAGAACAUGAGCCUCCUUUCUGAAGACGCGUUGGGAGACUCUGUAGAUUAUGAAGAUAAGCGUCACAGCAACGUGCCUACGAAGCCCGAGGCUCGUGGGGCUGAAGGAGCCGGUCCAAUCAACGAGCAAGCAAGGGCAAACUCGCCUGUACCCAGCUGUGUGUCUAUGAAGAGUGAUUGGUCCAUGGAACUUCCAGUCGCAUUUAAGAAAGAAAAUCUUGUCCCUGAGGAAUGUGACAAACUCCUGGAACCAGAUGCUCCUGUGCCCAGCUAUUUGUCCAUAAACAGUGACCAUUCAAUGGCUAUACCACUUACAUUGAACGAUGGAGUCUCGCCUAAUGCGCAGAGUGUCUGGCCCGAGACAGCAGCUUUGCCUGCUCCAAGCUGUCUGUCUACGAUGACCGACCAGUCCAUGGACCCACCAAACUGUUUCACAGAGCUGGAUUGCUUUACUGACCAGAGAGACCAGACAAGGAAAUCAGGCAUACAGUCUGAUCAGAGCCAAGAGAUCUCUGAAACAGUCAGGACUUUUGAGGAGAGGUUUCUCAGCUUCGUGAAGCGUGAGAUGAAAAGAAUCAGCCAGCUUCUGAGUCCAGGUUAUCCUGGAGAGGUGGAGGCUUCCGAAGAGGAAGAGGACAGCAGUGAGGCCCGAGAGGCAGCGCUUAAGAUCGGCCUACAUGUUUUACAGGGCAUGAAUGAGCCUGAGCUUGUUGGAAAAGUGAACAUGGCGAAAAGCAUAUUUAUACAUCAGAGAAAACUCAAAUCCAGUCUGAAGAGCAAGAGCCAGUGUAUAUUCGAAGGAAUCGCUAAGCAAGGAAAUCCGGCCCUUCUCAACAAGAUUUACACAGAGCUCUAUAUCACGGAAGGCGGGAGCGGAAUGCUCAACGACGAGCAUGAAGUGAGGCAGAUAGAGUCGGAAUACAGAAGUCUGCCAGGACAAGAGACGCCAAUCAUAUGCAAUGACAUAUUUAAGCCAUUACCGGGGCAAGAAAAAAACAUCAGAACAGUACUGACCAAAGGCGUAGCUGGUAUCGGAAAAACGGUCUCUGCACAGAAGUUCAUCCUGGAUUGGGCUGAAGGGCAAGCCAAUCAAGAUGUCCAUUUCAUGUUCCCAUUGCCUUUUCGGGAGCUAAAUCUGAUGGGCCAGCAACAGUAUAGCCUGGAGGGACUUCUUCAUUGCUUUUUCAAAGACAUGCAAGAAGUCAGCCUCUCCAUCCUCGAAAAUACAAAGGUUAUUUUCGUCUUUGAUGGCCUGGAUGAAUGUAGACUUCCUUUAGACUUCAAGAGCAAUGAGAGGUGUUCGGACGUAACUAAGGCAACAUCAGUGGACGUUCUCCUGACAAACCUCAUCCUGGGGAACCUGCUCCCCUCUGCUCUCAUCUGGAUUACGACCCGACCAGCGGCUGCUAACCAGCUGCCUGCUGCAUGCGUUGACCAAGUAACAGAGGUGAGGGGGUUCAACGACCCACAGAAGGAGGAGUACUUCCACAAGCGAAUCACUGACCGAGAUCUUGCCGGCAGGAUCAUCCAGCAUGUGAAGUCUUCCCGGAGCCUCUACAUCAUGUGUCACAUACCCGUCUUCUGCUGGAUCUCAGCCACCGUGCUUGAGAGGCUGCUGAGUGAAGCGGAAAAGCACCAGGUGCCCAAGUCUCUGACUGAGAUGUACACGCAUUUCUUGAUCUUUCAGACAGUGCGACGGAACGACAAGUACACAGAAGGGAAGGACUUGAACCCUUGCUUGACUAAGGAAAACAUUCUCUCCCUUGGAAAACUCGCUUUUCAGCAGCUAAGCAAAGGCAACCUGAUCUUCUAUGAAAAAGACUUGAUGGACUGUGGCAUUGACGUCAAAGAGGCAUCAGUCUACUCUGGGCUGUGCACCCAGAUCUUCAGAGAGGAGUUGGCAAUGUGGCAAAGGAAGGUCUACUGCUUUGUGCACUUGAGUUUCCAGGAGUACCUUGCGGCUUUAUUUGCAUACAUGUGCUGGCUGAGCCCGAACGGAGAUCACCAACCUGACGAUAUUAACAUUCGACAGCUUUGCCUAAACUCGACCGUAUUCGAUCUACACAGGAGUGCAGUGGAUCUGGCUUUGCACUCAGAGCGUGGCCACAUGGACCUCUUCCUCCGCUUCCUUCUUGGAUUAUCUCUUGAAUCCAAUCAGAAUCUGCUGCACGAUCUCCUGACGCAGGAUGUGAACGAUGAACAGAGCCACCAGGAGACGGUCAAGUACAUAAAGCUCAAGCUUGGGGAGAACCUUAGGCCGGAGAACUCCAUCAAUCUGUUCCACUGCCUGCUCGAGCUCAACGACCAUUCUCUCGUGCAGGAGAUUCAAGCUUACCUGAGCUCAAAGAGUCUGUGCCCAGAGAACCUCUCACCUGCACAGUGGUCAGCUCUCGUCUUUGUGUUGAUGACCAGCGAGGAGAAGAUGGAAGUGUUUGACCUGAGAAAAUAUGUGAAAUCAAAUGAAGGAUUCAAGAGGCUGGAACCUGUAGCCAAAGCAUCCAGAACUGUCAUAUUGUCCUCAUGUAACCUUACUGAGGCGGUUUGUCCCAACCUGGCUCUUAGUUUAAGGUCUUGUGCUACUAGAGAACUAGAUUUGAGUUUUAAUAGCCUGAAUGACAGAGGGGUGAAGCUGAUGUGUGUUGGACUGAGGAGUUCAGACUGUCUAUUGGAAACACUGAAUCUGCAAUUUUGUGAAUUCCGGAAGGACGGCUGUGCUGCCCUUGUUUCUGCGCUGCAGUCGAACCCAUCACAUUUGAGAGAGCUGGACCUGAGCCACAAUCUGACUGGAAACCAGGCCAUAGCUGGGCUGUUGGCAAUCCUGCCCGACACUCGACUGGAAACGCUCAGGCUUUCAGGCUGUGGGGUCACAAGGGAAGGCUGUGUUUUUCUGGCCUCAGCGAUAGGCUCCAAACCCUCUUGCCUUAAAAAUCUGGAUCUGAGCGACAACAAACUAGGAGACCUGGGAGUUCGAGUCCUUCCAGAAUUGUUGAGUCAUAAAAAUUGUCAAAUCGAAUAUCUGCGGCUAGAGAAGUGUAACAUAACUUGGAAAAGCUGCAAGACCCUACUCCAUGCAUCCAGCCAGGAGUCUUGGAGUCUCCGCACCCUGGACCUGAGUGACAAUGACCUUCAGGAUUCAGGAGUGAAACAGCUGGCUUACGAACUGAGUACGCCAUGCUGCAAGAUACAGAAAUUAAGGCUGGCUAGUUGCAGAUUCACUAUGAGAGGAUUCUCAGCACUGGCUUCUGCUCUCAGGUCGAACCCCACAAGCCUGCAUGAGCUGGAUCUGAGUAGCAAUUUCCCUGAUGUCUCUGCGAUGCGUCAGCUAUUGUCAGCACUAAGAAAGCCCAACUGCGCGCUUCGAACACUGCGUGUGGACAAAUGUUGCCUCAGCUCAGAGGUGUGUGGCUCUAUGUCCACAACGCUCAGCCAGAACGCCACCCUUAGAGAGCUGAGUCUGAAUGACAACCCACUCGGAGACGAUGGGUUGAAGACCCUCUUUGCCGGACUACAAAGUGGACUUUGUAACCUCAAGACUUUGAGACUGUCUAACUGUUCCCUCACAGAAGGCAGUUGUGAAAUCUUGGCGUCUGUGCUGAUUUCGAACACCAUUGGUCUCCAGGAGCUGGACCUGAGCAGAAAUGCCUUCAGCCCGGACAAAAGCAGCUUCCUUUGCUCAAUAUCCAACAUGGAUCUCACGCUGUGAUGGGAGGCGCUCAGCCGGAGCCUCCCACGCCCAGCCCAGGGGACUCCCGUAAUUAUCAUUCCCCUGUUCUAACAUGCUCGUGUUGCUGUCCAGGAUGAGUCCCCUCUUGAUGGCUAUGAGGUUCCUUCCUUUUGCCAAAAGACAUUUUUCCUGCCACUGUCACCCUUGGUUUACACAUUAGGGGGUUUAGACCUUGUUCCUGUAAAGCUGCUUUGAGACGAUAUCUACUAUUAGACACUACAUAAAUAAACUGAAUUCAAUUGAAUUUAAUCUGGGACUGGUGUGUUGGAGGAGGGCAAACUAAAAUUCCAGGCAUGGAGUUUCCAGGCCUGGGAUUGGGAGAUACUGGACUGAAGUCUUUUCAGAUCAGGCUGUCUGUGGGGUCUUCUGUGGUGUAAUCCAGUGUUUACUGAACAUAUCUACUUCUCUUCCUGUUAGGAUUCCUGGACACACAGGUUUAUGGAAAGGAUUUUAACAUGACAAACAUAGUAAAAUGUUAUUGUGAAAACGAUUCCAAGGAGAUUUCCAUUACAUACUGUAAAACCAAGUUAAACUAAUUUUAUAUGCAUUCCUGAUGGUGUCCCUUGCAAGCACAUAUGUGACUAAUUGUAAACAUUUAGUAAAUGAUAAAGCAGUGCAGAUCAAAAAAACAAGCAAAUAAAUAAACUAUCACUUUUUUAAAAACAA